Messenger RNA from Sclerotinia sclerotiorum 1980 UF-70, 693 nucleotides. RefSeq lists its product as hypothetical. The transcript has 2 exons. Gene Ontology annotation, molecular function: ribonuclease MRP activity. The coding region runs from base 1 to 693 and encodes 230 amino acids. NCBI's taxonomy places the organism in Eukaryota, Fungi, Ascomycota, Leotiomycetes, Helotiales, Sclerotiniaceae. The record is from RefSeq and is a predicted model, not a curated record. Gene Ontology annotation, cellular component: nucleolar ribonuclease P complex; cytosol; ribonuclease MRP complex. Gene Ontology annotation, biological process: intronic box C/D snoRNA processing; nuclear-transcribed mRNA catabolic process, RNase MRP-dependent; rRNA processing.
AUGGAUAAUAAGAAAACUAAAACUAUUUAUCAAUUGGAUACUCCAUUCACUACGGUUCAAUGUAUAUUAUCACCAAUUGGAUCAUAUCGUUCCAAUCACAUUAUUCCAUCCAAAGGAAAGCGCAGCAAAAAGCGCAAAAGAAGAGACUCAAAGGCAGGAAAUGAGAAGUCCUCAGAAACUCCUCCGCCACCUGAAAUAUCUUCCCACAUUGUUACAGGGCUUAACAGUAUCCAUCGAAUGCUAGAAGAAUCGUCCAAAAAAGUCCUGGAUACCAAAGCAAAUCCCGAUUACCCUAAAUCCGAGACCAGCCCCCAAACCAAGGAUGUCUUCAAGCCCGAUUCCCAUUUCUCAGCCAUAUUCGUCGCCCGCUCCGAUCAACCCCCAAUCCUCAACUCCCAUCUCCCACAAAUCAUCGCCACAGCCUCAAAAGCACAUCCUACCAAACCAUCCACAAGAUUAGUACAACUACCCAAAGGAUCCGAAAUUCGAAUAGCCGCAGCACUCGGUCUAUCAAGAGUUUCAUUCCUAGGAAUUCUUGACGAUUCACCUAAUUCUAAGGCUUUGGUUGAUUUGAUUCGGGACUGUGUGGAGGAAAUACAGAUACCUUGGUUGGAUGAGGCUAGGAAGACAGAGUAUCUGGGGACGAAGAUUAAUUCGAUUCAAACUUCGAUAGGGGCGGUGAAGGCUAAAUGA